CAAAAUUCUAAAGUUCUUGCAUGGUUAGUAAAAAUAUCGCUAAAUUCUCAGUAACUAACAUCUGCCAAUAUCUACCGCGUUUAAAAUAUAUUAAAAUGGGUAAAACUCGAAAGCCUUACGAAGAAAUCGGUGCUAUAUUUAAUGGAAAUGAGGUCAAAAUCAGAGUACCAAAGAGCAUAUCAAAACCCCCGAAACUGACGCCAUCCCAGCUGAAACUACAACAACAGUGUACUUGUGAAGAUGAUGAAUCCGUUUGUUCUGAGACAUGUGGAUUUCCUGGUGAAAGGGGUGGUCCGGGGAAUAGACUAAAUUUUCAGAUUCCAGACGACAUUUGCGAAUCUCUAACGAAUAGGACAGCAUUAAAUUCUGAAGUAGUGUAUAGUAAGAAAGAAGCUCAUGAUAACCUAUGUGGCGUUUGCAAUCUUACACCAAAAGACGCCCCAAAAGGUGUCCAGGCCCAAAAAGUUCUUCAUCCAGACAAAGAUGUUUUCAUCUUAAAAAUAGGCAAACAAACUGAUGAACCUAAUCGUACUGGCAAUAUAGAGGUAGAAUUAGUGACACCGAGAGCUCCUGCCAAAAUGAAACCAGCCACACACUCGUGCAAGCAAAUACAAUGUGAAGAAGAGAAUAUACCUUGUUGCGUUCCAUGUAAAACUUGCCGGGGAAUAGUCCCCAAAAAAAGGAAAGGAAGGCGAUCCAGGUGCUGCAUGUAAACAAAGAAUUACGUGACUUCAUUCUUUUUAUACUAGACAAUUAUAAUGAAUUGUUAUUUUUUAGGCUUCGAAACAUGUAGAAAAUUUUUAAAA
Molecule: messenger RNA, 806 nt
Organism: Galleria mellonella (greater wax moth)
Lineage: Eukaryota; Metazoa; Arthropoda; Insecta; Lepidoptera; Pyralidae
Exons: 4
Coding region: 21-713 (230 amino acids)
Source: RefSeq, a predicted model, not a curated record